Blastomyces gilchristii SLH14081 is the source of this 3799-nucleotide messenger RNA. RefSeq names its product CMGC/DYRK/PRP4 protein kinase. The transcript has 4 exons. Gene Ontology annotation, molecular function: protein serine/threonine kinase activity; ATP binding. Gene Ontology annotation, biological process: mRNA cis splicing, via spliceosome; peptidyl-threonine phosphorylation; peptidyl-serine phosphorylation. The coding region runs from base 260 to 2650 and encodes 796 amino acids. The record is from RefSeq and is a predicted model, not a curated record. Lineage: Eukaryota; Fungi; Ascomycota; Eurotiomycetes; Onygenales; Ajellomycetaceae.
CGACAUCAAGCUGCAACCUUCGUCGCAACACCAUCAAUCAUCUUAAACCUCUAUAUGAGGUCAUUUUUUCCCUUUUUAUCCCCUUUUAGCUGUCGAAUGUGUAUCUUCUAGUAGUUCGUGCGUGUUGUGGGGACAUCUCUAGUCGGCUCACCCCCCUCCCCCGGCGUUUGACCGAAGCUAUUCCCGGAAAAAUAAAUAGUCUACAAAAAGACUAUUAUUUUCUUUUCUUUUUACAAAGAUUAGACAAAUAAUCGCCGGGAUGGCGUCACGACGGUCGAGGUCUCCAUCGACCCCUUCUGAGGGUGAGAUCAUCGAGUCAGGCUCAGACACGAAGGCAACUACGUCACAGACUUCUGUUAAUGGCAUCAACGUUGACCGUAAUACCAGAACCAAUAUUUCUGCGCCAAGAUCCCCCCAUUCUCUUUCCAGACCGUUUCGCCGUGAAAGAUCGAGAUCGAGAUCGAGAACAAGAUCCCGCUCCCCAUAUCGUGGAUCCAGAACCGAAAACCGAAGACGCGAUGUUGAUUAUGACUCCGAAUGGGACCGUCGGACGAUCCCCUCGAGCCGUUUAGCUUCCAGAUACGAUGAUAGAUAUCAAAGCGGAUACACUUCGAGACGGCGUAGGAGAGGGUAUUAUGAUCAUGACCGAGACGAUGGUCAUUAUGAUUCUAGAAAACGCCCUAGGACCCAAAGCAGAUCUCCGUUCCGCGAUACUAGAAGUUCGAAGCAGUAUUCAGGUGAUGAACGAGAUUAUGAUAGUGAUAGACUAUCUAAAACCCGUGACCGGAGUGGCCAACCCUACAUGGGUGAUAGGAGGCCGUCUUCUGAACAGUUAGUGAGCGAGAGGGGGAAGUCCCCAAGUGACGCUCGAAAAGAGAGACAACAGGCUGAAUCUCGAGGAAAUCAGAUGCAACAGUCUUCAUCCGCCGCUGCUCAAUCGGGUCAAUGGGAUACUACACCGGCUUCAAACAAUGAUCAUGGCACCAACGGGUCCCCGCCGGAACCGGUUGACGAAGCUACAUUGAUUGAGCAACGCCGAAGGCGCCGUGAAGCCAUCAAAGCUAAGUAUCGCGACCAGUCAACACCUCUCAUCGUCAAGGCCCUGGAAGCUGGGAAUGAGACAGACUCCACAGUACAGAAUUCAGGUCAACCUAUGGCUCGUAACGAUACAGCAACAGUUUCGCAUAUUAGUACCGCUGUAGAGACGCCCGAGGAUACGUCCGGCGCCCCAUCGCCCACUGAACUAAAGGUUUCCCGAGAUGAAGAUCUUGCUAACGCAAACGUCGUGAUCACCAACGGUGCUGACAAGGAUGACUCGUCUGUGGACUAUGAUCCAACCCAAGACAUGAGAGAGGAUAAGAUGCGCCACGAUAAAAGACAUUUUGGGGAAGACAUAACGUCUGGUGCUUACGAUGAAACUAAAGCAGCGAAACAAGAUGUCCUUGUACCCAGCCCAAACACAGACAACCCAGCCCAAGUUAAACCGAAAAACCUUCUAGAUAUAGAUAUGUUUGCGCCGGAUGAUGAUAUGUUUGCUGAGGCUCCUAGUACCUCCAAAGCCCCCGAAGUCGCUUCAAAGCCAAGUGUACCACAGGAACUUGACAUGAGCAUGAUGGAUAACUGGGAUGACCCUGAAGGUUAUUAUAUUGUCAUGUUGGGGGAGCUGGUGGAUGGGCGGUAUCAUGUGCAGCAAAAUUUGGGUAAGGGUAUGUUUUCUUCAGUGGUUCGUGCUACGGAUUCGAAAACGGGAAAGCUCGUCGCUAUUAAAAUCAUUCGCAAUAAUGAUACUAUGAGAAAGGCCGGCAUGAAGGAGAUAGAGCUAUUGGAGCAGUUGUUGGCGGCAGAUCCAGAUGACAAAAAACAUAUCAUCCGAUUCGAGAGGCAUUUCGAACACAAAGGCCAUCUUUGCAUGGUGUUUGAAAACCUUAGCAUGAAUCUUCGCGAAGUACUAAAAAAGUUUGGCCGUGAUGUCGGCAUUAAUCUCAGAGCCAUCCGUGCCUACGCCCACCAGAUGUUCCUAGGCCUGAGCCUUCUCCGCAAAUGCAAUAUCCUCCACGCAGAUCUAAAACCCGACAACCUCCUCGUCAACGAAAACCGAAACCUACUGAAAGUAUGCGAUCUGGGCUCUGCCUCCCCCGCCUCUGAAAACGAGAUUACCCCUUACCUUGUCAGCCGUUUCUACCGGGCUCCAGAAAUAAUUCUAGGAAUUCCAUAUGAUUAUGCCAUUGACAUGUGGUCCAUUGGUUGUACUCUCUUCGAGUUGUAUACUGGCAAGAUUCUAUUCACAGGCCGCACUAACAACCAAAUGCUCCGCUCCAUAAUGGAAUGCAGGGGAAAACUCCCGCCCAAAUUCCUCCGGCGAGGCACUCUUACCUAUCUCCAUUUUGACGACUUUUUGAACUUCCGUAGCGUGGAAGAGGACAAAGUCACCGGCCGGAUGGUGACAAGAGUCUUGGACUUCAAGAAGCCGACGAGGGAUUUGAAGACGAGGUUGAUGGGGAAAGGAUCGAAAGGUAUGAGUGAUUCAGAAGGGAAGGAGCUCAUGCUGUUCAUUGAUCUGUUGGAUCGGUGCUUAAGUAUCAAUCCCGAGAAGAGGUGUACACCUUCAGAAGCGUUGAAGCAUCCAUUCAUCACUAGGGGUAAAAUAUGAGAUGAAAAGGAUUGGGAGUAAAUAGGGGUGGGUAGAUGAAAUCUAGAUAUGGGGCGGUGUUAUGGGUGUGGAUUUCGCUUCCUUUCACUCCCUCCGUUCACCUAGUUUACAAAUGUGACGGGUGACAAGAUGAUAGAUCUACCUCGUCCCCUUGUAUUUUCCCCCCCUUGGUGUAUAUAACCUAUUUUAAUAUUUUAUGUGGUUGCCCUGUGGCACUACCAAAUAGAUUUAACAGAUCUUGAGUAUAAACUUUUUUUGCAACUUCUUCCCUUUUUGACUUCUCGCUGGGUUCUGCCAUAGUUAUUUUGUGUGGCAACGUAUCCCUGAACGUUUGUUGAAUGACUAGUCAAAUCCUCCGUAUUAUAUCGUAGGAUAAUCGAAAAUUCAAAUCCACAGCCUCCAUAUCAAUCCGGGUAAUCGUAUAUACAACGUAAUAACGACCUAUCCCGCGUUUGCAUGAAUAUCACUUUCCCCUUCAACUAGUGCUCCCCUAUCUUCGACGGGGUACUUAUCCAAGCUCUCAUACCACUGAAUUACCGAAGCGAUCAAGAAGGCCCAUGAAGCCCAGAAAGUAGAGAGACUGGCCUGAUAUUGUAAACCGGAGUUGUUAUAUGCAAGGAGAAAAAUGCCAGAGAGCUGUUUUGGAUUCCGGAGUGGGUAUUUCUGUUAGUUCUAUACGGAGGUAGUAGAGAUAGUGCCAAAAAGAAAAGCGAAACGAACAGUGAACCCGAUUGAACCUAUAAAAUUCCAGAGGUUAAUGUGCCAUCCCAGUGUUCGAAGAGCCGGAGUGUACCAGUUCUUCUGCGUCUCAAGCAUGAAUAGCGUCCUAGAAAGAAUGUUAGAUAUUAUGUCCGUGUGAGAAGACAAUUCUCGAACAACGGGUUGAAGGGUGGACGGGAAACUGGCAGGCCUGAUUUCGAAAACUUACGAGCUCAUAAUAAAUCCCACUCCACCUAUUAUCUGAGAGGCCCGGUACACGCCGUCGGCCAGAUUUUCGCUAAGAUGGUUGUUAAUCCCAGGUAAAGCGGUAACGCCAGCUAUCCAAAAUAUUGUAGCCCCGAUAAGUUGAGCCGAGGAAGCUAGAAAGCCUAGCUCGUAAAUAUAAUGAGUUCGAAGGUCUCUCAGUGUUGGGAACCACUUGAAAUUCGG